GACUCCUUCACAAAGCUGACGGGCUCCUCACUUCCCCCGCCCCUUCAUCCCCCGGCCUUCCCCUCAUUUCAGCCGACUCUUAUCCACCUAACCUCGUGGUCUUCCUCGCACAGUGAUCGAAGGGAAUAAAUCGUCGGCCCACUCCGUCCCUAAACAAAGGAAGAGAUAUAUGUGCGGUCGCGCCAACUCAAAUACCGCGAAGACGCUCGGGAAAUUGUUUCCAGGAAGUGACGUAAAUUGAACCGGAAGGUCCUUUAGCCUCGCGUGGAAGCUAGCGAGGUGAGAGAGAAAUCUAAAAGAAAAAUUUGGGGAGAGAGAACGCGAGAAAAGUAAUAAAAGUAGAAAGAAGGAGACGAGACAGGUUCUGACACUAACCAGCUCCUUUUACCGAUGGCUCAAAGGCUCUUGCUGAGGAGACUCGUGUGCCUGAACCUGAGGAAGUCCUGUGGCUCAUUGUGCUCUCCACCCUCAGCUUUGUCGCCCAGCCUGAACCAUCUCCCCUGGCAUAACCACAAGCCUCCCUUCCUACAUCGAGCAGGUUCACCUUUCUCCAGAGGGUUUUGUGAUUCUCCAGCCUGCAGUGAUACUUUCAAUGUACAGAACAAGACAGAUUUCACUGAUCGAGUCCUGAACAACAAAAAACCAGUUCUGGUAGAUUUUCAUGCAAGUUGGUGCAAGCCUUGCCACACUCUUGGACCAAGACUCGAGAAAUUGGUGGCGGAACAGAAAGGGAAUGUCAUAAUGGCAAAGAUAGACAUAGAUGAACACACAGACCUUGCCAUGGAGUACCAGGUGACUGUGGUCCCGACUGUAAUCGCUAUGAAGAAUGGAUGUGCUGUGGACAAAUUCAUAGGUGUCAAAAGUGAAGAUGAGCUGGAAGUUUUCAUCAAGAAACUGCUUUGAUAUUUUCUGGACUGAUGGCCUGUAAAGGUUUUAUAGGAUGCCUGUGGGGUGACUGUCGCAUGAUUCUCCAUUCUCCAACCAACUGUUCCCUCUGUUUUGUGAAGUAGGCCAGAGAUGCUACUACUAACCAUCUGUGUGACCGAAAAUCCUGCCUCUAUCUACACACAAGCUAGUAAAUCUUACCAUAACUGAGACUGUUGUCUCCUGUUUUUUUCUGAAAUCUUUAGCCACUAGUGCACCUCAAACAAAACAAUCUAUUCCAUCUAUCUUGUGAUGACCUGCAGCCAGUAGAACCUUAUUGUGACAGUACCAUAAUUUCUUCUCUCGACUCUGCUCUAUCUACAGUACUUAACUUCAGAAGCCAAUGUGUGACCUUCACUCCACUCCACUCCUCUCUCUGUGAAUCAUAUUUGCCAUCUCCCCACAUCCACUCCCUCAGUAUCUCCUGAAUGUCUGAGGUGCUUUAUGUUCUGUAGCCUGCACCUGCACUGUACUUCAGUGCCAGUAUCUCAUACCAAAAACUGAGGUUGAGGAGUUCACUAUCAAUCACAAUUGGCGACCUGAUUUACACUGAACACUAAGCACCAAGAAGCUGAGAGAGCAGCUGCAGGGCAAGGGAAGUCCUGACAGCUGAUUUGUAUAGAUUAGCAGCAGGAGCUAGAAAAAUUAAUCUUCUAUUGUUUUAUAUUUUUUUUAAAUCUCAAAAUCCGUUCUAGCUCAGCCAUCAGGAGAGAGUCCCAUUUGAUUCAGUGACCUGAUACGUACAAAACUCUGUUCCAGAUCCUGCAGUUUCUUUGGAUAAUUUUAAUUGUAAAUCUGUUUCCUUUUGUCUGGUCUGGGAAUGGGUCAACAAACAGUCACCAAGUGUUGCUUAAAAUGAAAUUCUGUAUUCUCUAUCAAUCGUGGUAAGCUCUGCUGUUCAAUAUUGCCUGACAAAAUGAGCAAGAAAUUAGGGUUUGACAAAGCUAUGCUAAUGAAGACAAUGUUAGAAUUAUGAUUAUAAGCACCACAAAAAAAGGCUUUUUAUUGGUGGUCUUGCUUCAUGAUCUAUUGUAAUAAACUUAUUUUCUAUGUGCACUUUCCUCACCCACCCCAAAAGCUGUGGCCCCUGGCAUAUGCUGUGCUUCUUUUUGUCUGUUGUGUAUGAAGGAGAAGUGAAACUUGGCAGGGGAAGAAGGUUGUCCUCCCCUUCUCUGUUGUUAACCUGGCAGGUUUCCCAGGUGGUUACACUCGAGUAGUUUGAGAGAAUUGAGAAACAAAAACAUUGCCUCUUUCCUCCCUGGCAUAGUAUGUGUCAUGGAUCCAUGAAUAAAUCUAUAUGGAAUACAGGAAUCAGUACUAGACCACCAGGAACAGUGAUUCCCCAGUCCGUUCCUUCCUCUGUUCAGGUCUUGGAUGGAACCACAACUCAGCCUCUAUCUUGGGGAUAGGAGGAAAAUAGAUAAAGCCAGUGACCGCUGUUCUGUAGCACACACUUAAAUAGAUACUUACAGUCUGAGCAUAUCCUUGAGGAACGGCAAUGUGAACAAUGCUGUGGGUGAUGGCUUAACCUGAAAAUGUACCUCUUUAUUUAUGCUGACGACACAGCAGUUAAAUCUCCCAUUACUGCCCUCUCGUUUGGCCAUCCGCAAGCACUUUUAAUCUGCCGGCCAUAAUCUGAUUUAAGCAGUAUACAAUCCUGGAUUAUGUCCAGUGCAAUGAAACUGGGAGUGUUCUGAUGGAACCAACUGAUUCUAAUGCAGAGUCGAGUAAAGUUGACGCAAUUUGUUGUUUAUAAAAUUCAAUGUUGAUUAAAGGAGGAAAAGCAGCCUACAUCAAAUCCUGGUUCCAUUGUUUUCCUUUGCACUUCGCUUAGCAGGUUCUGCCCCUCUCCUCAACUCAGUUUGUAAGGGAUCAAUCUGAUGAUUUCAUUUGUUUCCCUCUGCAGGAGCUAACAGCUCAGCGAGUGAUCAUGUCUACAUCCUGCCACACUGUGCUUAAUUAAUGGAGUAUUGUCCUGCUGUAUUAUGCUGCAAAAUAAUGAAAUAUAAUCAGUCUUGUCAACAAAACCUGAGAUAAAUUAAUGAUUCAGAAUGCCUGAAUAAAGUGCAUAUUUCCAGAAGCUGGUAGUCAGCCACAUUUCAGUUUAGUGGAGCUUUCUGCCCAAGUCUCAAAUCAAAAUGAUCUUCAAACUUGGCCCACGAAUGUACAGACUGCCACGUUUUAGCUAAUUUAGCUUACUGUAACAUACUAAAAGUUAUAAAAUGGUGGGCUGAGACCUUCACUAUAUUGCUAGAUGAAACUCACUAAGAUUAUAAUCUUUAAUACAGUAUUGGAGUAUCUUACAAGUUGGAAAGGAACUUGGUUUUAAUCUCCCCAUGUCUCCAGAAUAGCAAUAAUGAAUCAGUAAACCGAGCCUGGCAAAUUCUGGGGAUGGCCCAGGGUUGCAGUUAAUUUGUUGGUGACCUUUUGUUGAUUAGUGAAAUAAGGGAAGAAUCCAGCUUGACUGCAUAAUGCCAAGAGAUUUCUGGCAGUCCCCUGUAGAAAAUAUCUGUAUGAAAGGAACUGGAGAUGGAAAUGGGCUUUUUAGAGGGACACAUUCUAUUGUGGCUUUAAAACUUUGGUUCGCCUGAUCACCAGUGCUUUGAAUGAUAUGUACUGAUGUUUGUGUAGGUAAAAUUGGACUCCAUUCAAGUGUAUGACUGUGAGGAAUAGUGGCCUCUGGC
Chiloscyllium plagiosum (whitespotted bambooshark) is the source of this 3608-nucleotide messenger RNA. RefSeq names its product thioredoxin 2 (gene txn2). Gene Ontology annotation, biological process: cell redox homeostasis. The record is from RefSeq and is a predicted model, not a curated record. Gene Ontology annotation, cellular component: mitochondrion. Gene Ontology annotation, molecular function: protein-disulfide reductase activity. Lineage: Eukaryota; Metazoa; Chordata; Chondrichthyes; Orectolobiformes; Hemiscylliidae.